AUGGCUCGCACCAGACAAACUGCUCGGGCUCGUCCAGUAUUUCUGCCACCAUCAUCAUCGUCGGAGGAGAAGACUGUUCAUAUUCACCUAGUCGAUUACACGGUGCCCAAGUUUAUCAUUCACUAUAGCAACAAUGACGAACUCAGAGAAGCUCUACAAAAAAGACUGAAAGGACUGAAGCUUGCAUUUGCUGUAGUUCCCGAGCCUGGUCUGGGUUAUGAACCCAGAGGAGUGAAAGACAUAGAGGGAUUGAUCGCUGAGAUGGACACUGGCAUCACAUCUCCGAUCUAUGUGAAGCUAUGGUGCGCACCAGCUGAGACUCACGCUAAAUAUGGAAAGAAGCAAGGCAUCGCUCAUCAGCCAAGAAUUCGAUCGCUUUCACCAAAUCGCAGGCAUAUUCAUGGCUCUAAAUCUUCUCAAAGCUACCCACGAUUUCCUUGCUGCAGCCCGGCACCAUGGCUACCAUGCUGGUGUUGCUGGGAAGAAGCUGAAUUUUCAUCAGCCAUGUCUCAGCCAAACUGUUAUUGUCAGCGUACACAAAAUCAUUGCUGCAACUGUACAUACAAGGGAGAUUAUUAUGAAGACCAGAUGUUCAUAUGA
This is a messenger RNA of Cylicostephanus goldi, 600 nucleotides long. The record is from the annotation of a GenBank genome assembly. NCBI's taxonomy places the organism in Eukaryota, Metazoa, Nematoda, Chromadorea, Rhabditida, Strongylidae.